Messenger RNA from Hyphopichia burtonii NRRL Y-1933, 2133 nucleotides. RefSeq lists its product as uncharacterized. The transcript has a single exon. Gene Ontology annotation, molecular function: clathrin binding. Gene Ontology annotation, cellular component: membrane coat. Gene Ontology annotation, biological process: intracellular protein transport; vesicle-mediated transport. The record is from RefSeq and is a predicted model, not a curated record. The coding region runs from base 1 to 2133 and encodes 710 amino acids. Lineage: Eukaryota; Fungi; Ascomycota; Pichiomycetes; Serinales; Debaryomycetaceae.
AUGAGUGAUUGGAAGCUAUUUACUAAGAGUAAGUCUGCUGAAUUGAAAGCAGAACUAGAACAAGCGUUUAAGAAGUCCAAGCCCCAUAAUCGAGUUAAGAUUGUAUUGAAGAAAGUUAUUGCUAAUAUAAUAUUGAAUAAUAAUGAGUUAGUUAAUUUAAUGCCGGAUAUUAUAUUAUUAAUGAAGAUUGAUGAUUUAGAAAUCAGGAAAAUGUGUUUCCAAUAUUUGGUUAAUUAUUGUCAAAUGAAUGUAAAGGAAUCAUUAAAUGCAAUACCAUUUUUAUCGAGAUUUAAAGAUGAUAAUAAUAGCCAAUUGAGAGCAUUAACUAUAAAAACGUUAUCAUCCAUUAAUAUUACUGAAUUUACUGAUUUAGCAUUUAGAAGUGUUAAAAAACUAUUAAGGGAUGAUGAUUUAUACGUUAGAAGAAUGUCGAUUUUUGCAAUUGCAAGAUUAUAUUCAAUUGAUCCAAAUAGAUGUCUUGAUUAUGAAUUAAUUGAAGAUUUAAAUGAAUUGUUAUAUGACUCAAAUCAAAUGAUUGUUUCCAAUGUUUUGGCAGCUUUAGAUGAUAUAACUCAACAUUCUAAGAAUUUAACUUUAACCAUUGAUGAAAGAAAUGUUUAUACAUUAAUUAAAUUCUUAAAUAAAACAAAUGAAUGGAAUCAAAUUUAUAUUUUAAAUUCAUUAAUGUCAUAUGCUCCAAAUACCACUGAAGAAAGUUUACAGUUAAUCGAAAAUAUAAUGCCAUUAUUACAACAUGAAAAUUCGUCAGUCGUUUUAAAUUCAAUCAAAGUAAUUAUUUUUUAUAGUAAUUAUGUUUCCAAACCAGAAUUAAUAAUACCCACAUUACCAAAAAGAUUAGGAUCAUCUUUAGUUUCAUUAUUAUCAAAACCAUCAGAGAUACAAUUUUUAGUUUUGAGAAAUGUUAUUUUAUUAUUACUAGGACAAAAAAAAUUAGUUAGCUUUGAAGUUGAAAUGUUUUUCUGUAAAUAUGAUGAUCCAAUUUAUGUUAAAGAUACAAAAUUAGAAAUCAUUUAUUUAUUAGCUAAUGAAUUCAACGUUGAAAUCGUUUUGAGAGAAUUAGAAGAAUACGCAACAGAAGUUGAUGUUGCAAUGGCAAGAAAAGCAAUUAGAGCCUUUGGUAAUUUGGCAAUAAAAAUUAAUAACGCUGCUAAUAAAUGUGUUGAUGUUCUAUGUGAUUUGAUUUCAAAUGGUAUUGCUUAUAUUGUGGAAGAAUCAACAAUUGUUAUUAAAAACAUUUUAAGAAAAUAUCCCGGUAAAUUCAAUUUUGCAGUAGAAGAAUUAGUUAGACACUAUAAGGUUAUUAAUGAACCAGAUGCUAAAACUGCAAUGAUAUGGAUCUUGGGUCAAUAUUGUCAAUUAAUACCAGUAACAAAUAUCAUUUUAGAAGAAUUUAUUCAAAGUUUUAAAGAUGAUCCAGUUGAAGUUCAAUAUGCUACAUUAACUUCAGUUAUUAAAUACUACCUACAUGAUCCAGUUAAAGGUCAACCUAUUGUUAUUAAAGUUUUGAAAUGGGCAACUGAAGACAUUGAUAAUCCUGAUAUAAGAGAUCGUGGUUAUUUUUAUUGGAGAUUAAUUUCAAGUGAUGAAAUUUCAAAUUUGGGUAAUUUUCAAUCAAUAACAAAAGAAAUCAUCAUUAAUAAUAACCCAAUCAUAUCUGCUGAUAAUGAUAACAUCGACCCAAAUAUCUUAAUCGAGUUAGAAUUAAAUAUCGGUACGCUUGCUUCAAUUUAUCUAAAACCAGUUCAACAAGUUUUCCGUUUAGCAAAACAUAAAAAAUUACCGAAAACAAAUGCAUUACAAGAGAGAUCAUUACCUUCCUUAAAUGAUGAUCCUCAAUAUUCAAAUUCAAAUUCAAAUUCAAAUUCAAAUUCAAAUUCAAAUUCAAAUCCAAGUUCAACUCCUACUUCAAACCAUAACUCAAUGUCUACAUUCCAUCCUCAACCUCCUAGACGACAUUCGACUAUGGAUCGUAACUCAAGACUCAUUAGUCAAGGUUCCUUCGACGAUGAAUUUUCGUCUAAUGACGAAUCAGCAGCUAGGAAAAACAGUUUUGCUAAAAGACUCUCUAGAAAAGCCUCUAUAAUUACUGGCCGUAAAAACUCUAAACAUUAA